Messenger RNA from Epinephelus fuscoguttatus (brown-marbled grouper), 3675 nucleotides. RefSeq names its product solute carrier family 7 member 11 (gene slc7a11). Gene Ontology annotation, biological process: amino acid transmembrane transport. The record is from RefSeq and is a predicted model, not a curated record. Lineage: Eukaryota; Metazoa; Chordata; Actinopteri; Perciformes; Serranidae. Gene Ontology annotation, molecular function: L-amino acid transmembrane transporter activity. The transcript is spliced from 12 exons. Gene Ontology annotation, cellular component: membrane. Bases 106 to 1602 code for a protein of 498 amino acids.
UCUGAGUGUGUCUGGGCUAGACCACAGGGACAGAUCCCAGGUGAAAUACACUUUGAAAAAGAGGAGACCGUGUGUGGUUGUGAGUGUUAAUAGGUGUUUAAGAAAAUGACCAAAAGGCCUGCAUCUAGUCAAAAAGAUGGAAAAGUCGCAGCGAAUGGGCACCAAAAUAGAGCUCAGUCAGAUCCUGGUGGGAAACCGCAGGGUGACAGGAAGGUGGGCCUGGGGAAGAAGGUGACCCUGCUCCGUGGGAUCUCCAUCAUCAUCGGGAGCAUUAUAGGAGCUGGGAUCUUCAUCUCUCCAAAGGGCAUCCUGAAGCACUCAGGCAGCAUAGGAAUGUCCCUGAUUGUUUGGAUCGCUUGUGGUGUGCUGUCACUAUUCGGAGCCCUGUCCUACGCUGAACUUGGCACUUGUAUUAAGAAGUCUGGUGGACAUUACACAUAUAUACUGGAAGCCUUUGGACCUCAGAUGGCUUUCGUAAGGCUAUGGGCUGAUCUUAUCGCUAUAAGGCCUGCAGCGAUGGCAGUCAUCUCUCUGGCCUUUGGUCAGUAUAUCCUGGAGCCUCUGUUCAUGCCCUGUGAUAUCCCCCCUGUAGCUGUCAAACUGGCCACUGCCAUGAGCAUAACUUCUGUUAUGUAUCUGAAUAGUAUGAGCGUGACGUGGACAGCUAGGAUUCAAAUCUUCCUCACCUUCAGCAAGCUGCUGGCCAUCAGCCUCAUCAUAGUGCCUGGAAUGUACCAGCUCUUUAAGGGAGAGACCACAAACUUUGAGAAUGCCUUUGAGCUGAGCAAUGUGAAGCUGUCUGGUAUGCCACUGGCCUUCUACUCAGGGAUGUAUGCAUAUGCUGGGUGGUUCUAUUUGAACUUUGUGACAGAGGAGGUAGAUAACCCUGAGCGGACUGUGCCAUUAGCUAUCUGUAUCUCCAUGGGGAUUGUGACUUCGUGCUACGUGCUGACCAACAUUGCAUACUACACUGUGAUGUCAGCAGAGGAGCUCCUGGCCUCAGAGGCAGUCGCUGUGACGUUUGCAGAGAAGCUGAUGGGGAACUUCUCGAUAGCAGUACCAGUGUUUGUGGCCUUGUCCUGCUACGGCUCCAUGAAUGGCUGUCUCUUUGCCUUAUCAAGAAUGUUCUACGUGGCAUCCCGUGAAGGACAGCUCCCUGAGGUUUUGUCUAUGGUCCACGUUCGCAGACACACUCCACUGGCUGCUGUCCUCAUACUGUACCCUAUGACCAUACUGCAGCUGUUUGUUGGAGACAUCUACAGCCUGUUGAACUUCAUGAGCUUCCUGCGGUGGCUGUUCAUCGGUGUGGUGGUGCUGGGUUUAAUCUACCUCCGCUACACAAAACCUGAUCUUCCCCGCCCCUUUAAGGUCCCACUUUUCAUCCCAGUGGUGUUCUGCUUCACUUGUUUCUUCAUGGUCUUCCUUUCUCUGUACUCGGAUCCCAUCAACACAGGGAUUGGAUUUGCCAUUUCCCUCACUGGCAUCCCUGCCUACUAUAUCUUCAUUUACUUUAACCGCAGACCAAAGUGGCUUCAGAGGGCUUUAGAUUCCUUCAACAGAACCUUGCAGAUCCUCCUGUUAGUUGUCCCUGUCGAGCAAUAACAGCUCACAACCACUACAUCACCUACUUAGAGUAGUUACUGAGCUGAACUCUACCCAAGAGAGUAAAACUGCUGUUGUACCUUCCAAAACUCUUGUAGCACAAAGAUUUAAAGUUAUAAAUGUCUCUGAAUCUGACUUUAUAUAAUGCAUUUUAUUAUGAAUAACAAUUUAUGUUGAAAGAAGUGAAUUUAUACAGUAUGUAUCAUGUUUAAUGUUAUGUUUUAUGUUUCAUUAUGAUUAUGUAACAGCAAAUGGCCAUCUGAUCACCAUUUUCCCCUCAACCCACACAAACUGUCUGAACAGAGCAGGUCACUGCACAUGAUACAAACAUUGUCUGGACUAAUGUGAUUUUAUUGUCUGAUUUUUUUGUAGAAAGGUUUGUCCCAUGUUUUUACGGUUUCCUUGAAGUCUAAGCAAGCACAGACUCAAAUGUGUUAUUUAUGGAGCUUAGUUCAUUUGUUUGUGGUGGUUUGAAUAUCAAACAACGCCUCAGCAAAUCCAUCAAGUUGCAGUUACAGUUUACAUCCAUGUCUGUGAAAACAUGGGUGCUUCACACACAUCUUCCCCCCAACAGCACAGAAGAUCUACACAAUCAGCACUGUUUCAAGGUGGACACCCAAGAUGAGUGUCACAGAUUCAGUAUCUGACCAAAUGUUUCCCCUUCUCUUCCUGAGAUAUGAUGUUGAAUAAUGGCAAGAAACAUAUUUUUCGAGAACAGAUGUCACAGUGAAGUUGACUGUUGACCUUCAGAUAUAAAAUAUCAUCAUCAUUAUCAUUAUAUUUUCUAUUUAUGUGAAAUAUUUUCAUAGUUAGCAUAUGGGAAAAAUAUCCCCCCCCGCCCCAUGACAAUUGGAAGAACAGACAACCUGAAAACAUAAUUCCUCCAACUAAACCUUAGGAUUCAUGCCUAGAAGUAGGUGCUCCACUGACACAAAACAGCAUAGUAAUGACAUGUCAGUAAUAAUAUCUGUUUAUGUAAACAGGCUUUGACAGUUAGUGCAGAUUUGGAUCUAGUUGCAGGUUGAAAAUACCACAAUUUGCUCAAUGGCUAACAAAUCUAAACCUUAGUCAGUCCUUGUUUUUUUUAAUUUGCAAUGUGCACAUCAUUCAGGUAACAUUAGCAGGCUUCUCAAUUUUAUAUAUCUCUGAAAACUGCUCUCUGUGGCUGGUAGAUGACAGUAUCUGGCAGACUACAGUAUAUCAGCAGAACAAAGUGUCUUUUUUAAGUUUUUAAAAACUGGUGGGACAAAAACUACUUUUCACAGAUGCAAAACUAGAUAACCAUCCAGAUUUAUAUUUUGACAUAAUUCACUAUUUCACAUGUUUCAUACAGUUUGUGACACAUUUUAAAUAUACCUGUUCUCCUCAACUUGCUGUCACACUGCUUCGUUCCUCGUCUGUAUGCAUUGUCAGUUUGGGUAGCUACAUUUGCUCUGCUGAGCAAGCCCAAUUUCAUCUUGCUGUCCUGUUUCUUUCAUGUUUUGGUAAUCCUCUCAGAAAGAUGCCUCACAGACUUACAGGCACAGGUCUUGACCAAGGACAAGCCCCUACCAAUAAAACACAAAGGGUACAAAUAAACUGUCUUCAGGCUAGCAGUUAGCCUUUUUUCCUGGAGAACCACACCAAGUUAUAUCUUAUUAUUUCUACCAGAUGUUUGUUUUUUCUUAAAAAGGCAGACUUUCAAACUUGCUGUAGAAGAUAAUCUACAUUGUUCAGAGUGAACAUACCUGUAAGAGAAAUACUUACUUCUGCCAACAUGAACAAACAAUGUAUUGUCAUAGAAUGGUCCAUAUGAUCCUACAAAUUAGCACCCCACAAAUGACGUCAUGUCUUUAACAUACAGUUACGUAAUUAACGUAAAGUUAUAGAGGUUAGGUUUGGACAAUAAAAGUUACUGUGGUUAGGUUUAGUAAAAGAGACAUGGUGAAGACAUACCUUACAGUAGCUCAAAGUUGUUUGUGAAAACAGCCACGAACAAAUGAGAACAACAAUAUUUGGCAAAUAACCAGUCAAAUUGAUUUUGCAAUCAGCCCCACUUGGCAUCAGAUUUGUGCCAUCCGCUUUUGUUGCUAA